AUGGCAACUUUACUCACCGAAUUGAUUGUCAUUGUUUUGAUAAACCUCUUUACCCUCGCCACUUUCGCAAGAAACCGUCACUUACGCAAGCGCAGUACGUACUUGGUAAUAAAUCUGACUAUAGCUGAUUUACUUUUUGGAGUGGCGGCUGUUCUUCCACCAUUACUCGAACCAGAUAUCCUGGAGAGCCAAAAUAUACUUAGAGAAAGUUUCAACGGGCCAUGGUAUGCAUUUCUGUACUUAACCCUGAACUCAUUAUUUCCAGCUGCUUCGUUAGCUAAUCUCUCAUUAAUUUCGUUAGAGAGGUUGCACGCAACAAUUUAUCCCUUUAGACACUGUCUGAUACGUGAACAAGUAUACUUUGGGGUGAUUACAUUGAGCUGGCUUUUAGCCUUACUUUUUGCAUUUAUGAUGGCCAUUUUAGUUGUUUUACGUGAACAGCUUAAAGUGGUUUUUAACGUAUUUGCGUCUUACUGUUUUAUUACCGUUCUUAUUAUCACAGUCUGUUAUGUUAUUAUUAUUUUGAAUGUCAAAAGCAGCCCUCAAUCACAUAUUUUUGGAUCAAAGCUUUUAGUAGAGAAGAAACUAUCAAUAACCUUAUUUGUAAUGACUGCGGCGUCCUUCCUGACCAUUCUACCUUGGGCUGUUUGGGUAGCUAUGUUGAUACACAUAUGGGGAGAGUUGAGCCUUUCGAUAACUUGUCGCUUUCACCUUACAUUUUUUGCCAUAUAUUUAUGUAAUUCCAUAGUUAAUCCUAUAAUAUACGCUUUAAGAAUGCAAGAAUUCAGGAAAGCAGCCAGGAAACUUUUUUGUUAUAGAGAGUCGAUGCCUGUGGAGUCCAUUGAACUUCGUGCUGUAUAGUACGUAAUGAAAACAAAUUGAGAAAUAAAUUGAUUAAUCAAUAAUGAUUGGGUGGUAGCAAAAAUGCGGACAGUGACUUAGGUUAACAAACUUUGAGGAAUCAAAAAACACUUUUUAAAUUUUAGUAAUUGGUUAAUGAGAAGUGGAGUUCUUUCGCGCAGGGAAAUCCUUUAUAAUUGAUCUUGGAUAAUAAAAAAAUGAUAACUGAUAAUAAAAAAUCACCUUGUCGAAAAAGCUAUAGAUGAACUGGAAACUUAUUUCCCAACUCGCGCUUCUCCCUUCUCCCUUCACUACAUUUUACUAAAUUGCCAGGCUAAGAAAACCUGUUACGCCGCAAAAUGUAUUAGUCGCUGCAAAUUGUAAUACUAACACAAAAUGUAAGUCAUUCGAUUAAAAUAGCUGCUGUCAAAAACAAGGAAUAAAAACGCUUUGAUCAAAUUUCAAUGCAUUAUUCAAAUGCAUUUAGAAUAUAUGAAUUGAGUUCGGCCAGACAGUAACACGACUUUUGAAACCAAAUUUUGCAAAGCGCCGUGCUUAAACCGAAUUUCUAUCGACACGGCAGUAACCUGAAAUUUGAAACGGGCCUAAUAGUGAAAAAGCACGUAAUAAAAGAUAUCCGAUCUGUCACAUUUUUUUUUUCACGAGAACCAGCUAACUUUAGCGGAAGUUUACUUUUUGCUAAUUUUUCACUUAAUCGAGGUUCUGAAUGUGUCUUUAAUGCUGUAUUUUUUAGUCAAAAUUUCUUUUAUUUUGAAGUUCUCAAGCUUUAUAGAAUCCAAACAGUUUACCUGGCAAAGUAGUUGUUGUUUGCCUCAGAAGCAGACAGCGCAAAAUUAAAAAUUUUUAGUUCGCCCAGCAACGGAAUGUUUUUCUUUGGAGUAGAGCUGAGCUGAUGCCACAAAAACAUUGUGUUUGCCCGGUAACGCACAAGUUGUAUUGUGUAGUACGUCUUAUUCAUUUGGUUUGAGUAGUCAGGGAUAUACUCACACCAACAGUCGGAGGAAUACUCUUUAAUUAGAACUAUUUUUUACAAUAAAGUCAAGUGCUUUUGACGGCGAGUGUUAAUCGCCCUAAGAGAUCACCCUUUUUAUCUCUCGACGCAUUUCCCCAGUUGUCAACCUAAAUUCUGCCUUUUGUAGCUUCAGACACCUAACAGAAAAUGUGCAAUAAUUGAACAGAAGAAUCUACUAAUGCUCCUGAGUUGGCACCUGUAUUACAUUCAAAAACGGAAACAAAUGUACGAUUCGGUUCUCUAUAGAUGAUUGCUUCUCCUUAUUUCAACUGUUAUUUAAUUUAUAAUAUUUAUAAUAAUAUUAAUAUUAAUAUCAAGAAUAAUAUUAACAAUAAUAAUAACCUGUAGUUUAAAUGAAAAUCUGAAUCUGCUACUGAUUACUGAGCCACAAUACUGACUUCAAAAUAUAAUGCAUGUCAUAUUAUUAAAUUUUGCGUUAUUACAUUAUGCGUUAGAAAAGUUAUCUCAUGUUGCGUUUGAAAAUUUUUAUUACAUUUUGCGGCGUAACAAAACUUAUUUAAGAAAAGGUAUGGAAAUAUAGUUUUUAACAUUUCUGUGGCCAAAGAAUAGCAUAGUAUUUUUUUUUCCACUUUACUGCUUCUUUUCAUUUUAGCAAUUUAAAAAGGUGAGAAGUAAAGCAAAGUAGAACAAUGUGGAUUGACUGUGGCUUGUUUUUAAAACGCUGAGGUUUUACCUUUAAUUUUGAACAAGUUUAAUCGCUGGUUGUUGACUGAAAACGAUAUAUAGUGAAUAACUAACUUUAGUUAUCAUAAAGACGUAAAUUGUGUCUGUCGUAGGGCUCAACACUAGGUUUAUCAUGUAGCCUGAUGGUUGCUCGCUUCAACAUAUAUCGACAUAUAUUUAUUAAAUUCCGCUUAUCCCUUGAUAGGCUGUAGCAUCAAAUUUACCUAGAGACAAUUAUGCAAUGUGUACCUAAUUUGUUAAUAAGGUGAAAUAAAGUGGACUGAAAGCAAAUCCUGCUCUUCAAAAUAAAAACAACAAAAUAGCAAACUAUGCACAUUUUGUUGAUGUUCUUAAGGUGGCUCCGUAAUUAAUACAAGAGCAUUUUGCCGUGACAAAUUUUCCGUCAUAACUUUUUGGUUCUUAACGCGAUGACUGCGAAACUUUGCAAAGAACAACAUAUAUCAUUCGGCAAUAAUACGAAAUAUUCCGAUUUCAUUGAUGGUAAAUAUUUCUUGAGAAAUUAGCGCUUAAAAGGACCCUAAUGUUCGAAGAAAAUCGCGUCUAGUAAAAAAAUUUGCUGAUAUUUUUUACUGAAAUUUCUGGUAUCGGCUUUAAUUGAUAUAAUAAAUAUGCCAGAGGAAUUUCAGAAAAAUCGUUGGAGCAGAAGUCCGUAACUAAAAGUCGCUCAAAAUUCAGCUGUGAAAUUGUUUUGGAAUUUCAAAAAUAAAUUACUAUCAGGUAGAAGGAGCCACCAGUUUGAAUUUUCGGGACAAGUAAAUUCAACGUUUGCUAAUUCUUAAAACAAAAGCCGAUUGCCUAUCGUGCUAUUCUUUAAAAGGUACUUUUUAGUUUUAGAAGCACCAUAAAUUGCUCCAAACCUUGCUCUGAAGUAGAAUGACUUGUUCUUCGACAUUUUUAAAAUAUCCCUUUGCAGUUUUGGCUCAAACUCCUGCUGCAUACAUUUUGAUGUAUUGCAAUUCAUUUUUAACGACUUUUACUGCUGUUCGUUGCUUCCAACUCAGGAAAAAAGUAUUGAGAUUGGACGCUACGUCGUAUCAGAGCUCAGAUAGAACUGUCCAGCACCUUUGUUUAUAACUACAAAAUGAGCACGAGCAGCAGUUCUGCGAGGAAUUCGCACCUUACCCAGGGGGGACGAACGACAAUGAUGACCAUGCCUGUGAACCGAAUAACAUCACAGUGCAAAAUAAAAUUAUCGCAAAAAUACUGCCCGUGAAUAAAUUUACAACUCUGAAAUUUUUGUCACUCCUUCCUUCAAUGAAUGGGUAUUUUUUCUUGAUUAUUAUGUUUUGCUCUUCAAUACAUGUUUAUACAGAUCGGUUCUCAGACAUGGGUAUCAUUAUCAUUCGUCCCCCCUGGCUGAGGUGCGAAUUCCUCGCAGAGCUGCCGCACGUGCUCAUUUUCUGGUCAUAAACAAAGGUGCUGGACAGUUCUAUCUGAGCUUCGAAACAAGGUAGCUUACAAUCCCAAUACCUUUUUCCUGAAUUGGAAACAACGUACAGCAAGAAAAGCCGUUGAGGAUGCAUUGCAAUACAUCAAAAUGUAUGUAGCAGGAGUUUGAACCAAAACUGCCAAGGGAUAUUUUAAAAAUGUCGAGGAACAAGUCAUUCUACUUCAGAGCAAGGUUUGGAGCAAUUUGUAGUGCUUCUAAAACUGAAAAGUACCUUUUAAAGAAUAGCACGAUAGCCAAUCGGCUUUUGUUUUCAGAAUUAGCAAACAUUGAAUUUACUUGUCCCGAAAAUUCAAACUGGUGUCUCCUUCUUCCUGAUAGUAAUUUAUUUUUGAAAUUCCAAAACAAUUUCGCAGCUGAAUUUUGAGCGACUUUUAGUUACGGACUUCUGCUCCAACGAUUUUUCUGAAAUUCCUCUGGCAUAUUUAUUAUAUCAAUUAAAGCCGAUACCAGAAAUUUCAGUAAAAAAUAUCAGCAAAUUUUUUUACUAGACGCGAUUUUCUUCGAACAUUAGGGUCCUUUUAAGCGCUAAUUUCUCAAGAAAUAUUUACCAUCAAUGAAAUCGGAAUAUUUCGUAUUAUUGCCGAAUGAUAUAUGUUGUUCUUUGCAAAGUUUCGCAGCCAUCGCGUUAAAAUCGAAAAAGUUAUGACGGAAAAUUUGUCACAGCUAAAUGCUCUUGUAUUAAUUACGGAGCCACCUUAAAAGAGACUUGCAAAGUACCGAAGCAUCAUUGUCAUUCGAUUCCUUCAAAAUAUAUCUCCGCUUUUGAUUGGCUCAGAUCCCACGGGUUAUUCUAAAUAACCAGCUAGUGCUGAACAAAUUUGGAAGAUGUUUUUGAUAUCCGGAAUAAAACGUUAAUAGAAAAGGGGGCAACCGAGAAGUCCUGGGCACGAGGUUUCGUUUUUUUGGUAAAGCAUUAGAAUCAUGUGGAAAAUGGUGGAACAGCUUUGCGAAGAAGAAGUAGCCAGAAUACUGCCUCAAAGCAUAGAAAGAACAUCAGCACACAACUCGAAGGACAACUGCUACUUUAAGAACAUCUGCAGAACUAGGCAUUCCUUUUUAUUAAAAACUGAAUCAUUGGAUAAUGUAAUUCUAGAGCUCUGAUUGGCUUAGCCAUCAUGGUAAUUUUGCCAUUUUACCAUGUUCUCCAAAUUUUGUAACUGUACGCGUCUGCUCAAAAUUAAAAACAGUAUUUAUAUUUUGUGGGCGUUUUUAAUAAAACAAUUAUUCCACUCGCGUUAGUUGGAUAUGAGAUGACUAUAGCCAACUCAUAUCCAAAACGCAUUCGUGCAAUAAUUGUUUAAUAUCCUGAACUCGCUCUGAAACAGUCAAAUGAAGAAUGGGACUUAACAUCGAGGUAAGGAUGUUUUAGCUUGUUUUUAAACUAGGAAUUAUUUUAAAUCAAUAAUAAAACAAUUCUUGGAUUCAGCUUUCUUAUAAUUUAAAGAAUUAUGCAGAAAUAGGAAGCUGUUAUCCGCCUCUUCGGAAAAUACCUUAGCUUCUCGAUCUCCAUAAAUCUUCAUAUCAUACUCAUCCUUACCCAAUAAUUGCUAAAUUAAUGGUUCCGAGCGUCCUCUUUUACAUUUUCGUCUUCACUUCUUUUUUAUUAUCAUUUUACCAACCUAAAAAGGAAGAGUAAUUAUUAAUUUCGUAUUUACUAAAAGUUGCAUAAAUUUCACCUGCUCAUCUAGCCUGUUUUCCAGGCAGGGAUCAAAUUUAUCGCAAAGAUGACUACCUACACGUGAGUUUCCUCGAAAAAUUACUCAUAAAAGAAAAGAAGAAGGCUAAAGUGAGUAACUAUGUCUAGAGGAAACAACUAGUUUAAUCAAAAGAUGAGUGUCUACAGUGACUUCUGUCCUAGCCUGCGUAGCAGGCGCUUGGAAGUAAUAGGGCGCAAGAAAGAACGGGGCGCGCGCCUUUUACAUACUUCUAAGCAACUGUUACUUCUGUACAAGUUUAGGAUGAUCAUUCGUGUUCUUCCAUAACUAAGGGAUAUUCCGAAGAAGGACCUGCCCCUAAUUCACAACUGCGAUGCGGUCAUGUUAACUCAUUUAUCAUUCCCUAAAAGAGACAUUCAAAUACAUGGUCGAUUAUAUUACGUGUUAUUCCGCUCGAGCUCAGCUACUAUAAUUGAUUAACGCAGAAUUAUUGCUCCAUAAAGCGACAUAUUUUGAUGCACUUUUACGCUGAACUUUUUUCUAUGUCGACGCUAUUUGAUAAUACGAUUAGUGAGCCUUAGAGAUGAAUAUUUCUAAGCUGAAUGAAACGGUUUAAAAACGUUUUAUCAGUUUUUUAGCAAGCGGAAUCAAUAAGAGGAUUUUCUCUGAGGGUACUUGAAAAGCACCUGUUAUAUGCAGUAUGGAAUUGAAGGCUGUUUAGACAGUGUAUGUCAAAGGUAUCUAUGGCAACCACAGCUUACCUACGGUAGUAUUAUCAUAAAUCGUUCUAAGGAAUAGGUUUUCCUAUCUGUUUGAGGACGUUCAUUGUGGGUAAGGGCUAUGAGGAUUUUUCAGUCGGAAAAACAUUUCACGGGUGGCCCCUAAUCGAACCUAUAUUUUACACUGACCCAAUCCCCCCUCCAUAAAAAUAGACUUUCAGUGAAUAGAAUCUAGCAUAGCCCUCCCCACCCCUCUAUACUCAGAAACCUUCUGCACCAGAAAGCUUUAUUCAACUUUCACACGGCACCAAAGUAUGGCAAAAAACCUAUCAGAUAUGUGACGCUCCACUUUCGAGAUCGGCGUGGCUCAGCUUCGCUCCAGCAAAGAAAUCGCGCCGCCACAAUCGCUCAACUGUUGAUUUCAGAGACGAUUUGCUGCAGGGUAUCGGUAUUAGACAAAUAAUUUUGUCAUAAUACUCGCCGGUCCAGUCUGCAUAUAUAGGGUUUUAAAAUGAGGAAAAGGAGGCUUAAUAUAAGAUGGGCGGUGCAUAAUUUAUUCAUGUACGACAAAUUUGCUUUUUAUUUUUGUGCUUUUUUUCUUUUAGUUUCUACUCAGUCUUAAUUUGUAUAAAGUUAUGAUAGGCUCUAUGGCCGCGUUACUUUCACUAUGGUUCUAUACCGUCCUAUCUGCAACAUAGCUGAGAAACCGGGAUAUAUUUUCUUUUCACUAAUAGCACUGUGAUAACAUCUUAACUUGGGAGCACGCUUCAUCAAAAAUGAUAAUGGACGAAUGUCAAGACAACAAUAAAACUGUUGUGACGUUUGCCAAAUUCACGAAGGAACCUCUUUUUGCUUUUAGCGUAAACGCGCAAGGAGAGCGAGAUUGCUUAACAAAUAGUAAUAUAUUGAUAAACUUAUAAGGAAGAUUAUUAGUAAAAAUACAGAGUUCAGAGAGCUGGACUUAAACUGAAGAGACAACAGCUCAGUAAAGGAUGAAAUUAUAUAUUAAACUUUGUUUUCGAGAAAUUGAAACCAAAUGAUUUUGCAUAUAAUUCACCUGUUCAUUUUAAUUCUCUAAAUUUGGGCUAAUUUAUUGCGAAAUAAAUGCAAAAUGUUGAACUCUGACAAACAAAGCAGUGUAUUAAAAGAAUAUAGGACAUGGACAUAAUCGGUGAGUUUUAAGUCCAAGGGCCCAAAAGAAGUUAUGAGUUCUUUACGUGCUUUCUUUUUGUUCUACGAUAGUCAGAGAUACUGUACAUAUGAUGUGAAGCAAAACUUUAAAGGGAUAUGAUUUUUGGCGGAUUUCGAGGAUUUUCUAAACGGAUGCAUGACAUGAAGGCCAAAAAUAUCAAAAUGAAGCGUUAUGCUUAGAUAUUUUCUCGUUAACUACGAGUACGAAUUUUAAGUUUCAGUCCUGUUAUAUUCUCAGAACUAACUCAAAAAUGAUAGGCAGGAUGGCACAGGUGGUGUACUACCUAAAAAGUGAUUAUCAAAAGCACAAGGGCUGCGUUUGAAAAGUCAUGCCCGUACUUGUAGUAUCAUGAGCGUAGUCUUAUCAAAAGGUUCGUAUUAAGUAACUUAGGCCCGUUUCAAACGUCUUGCUACCGCCGUGCCGAACUCAAUUGAUCCAAUUAAAUUCGACUUUAGCACGGCAGUAGCGCGACGUUUGAAACCAAGUCGUGUUACUGCCGUGUAGCACGGCAAGCCUUGCCGUGCUACACAGUAGUAGCCCGAGUUGGUUUCAAACGUCGUGCUACCGCCGUGCCGAACUCAAUUCAUGAAUCAUAAAUACAUUAGAACACAUUUAAAGGCUUGCCAAACCGUUUAUUUAUUUUUCCGUUUUGUUUUCGGCAACAGCUGUUCUAUUCGACUAAAUUAAAUCGACGUCUGAAACCAAGUAGUGCUAUUGUCUUGCUGCAGUCGAGCUACAGUCGAGCCAGCUUAGCACAGCAGUAGCACGACGUUUGAAACAGGCCUUAAAAGCGUGCAAGCGUCGAAACGUUUCUAGCACGAAGAGUUUCACCACGUUUUUGGUUGAAUAUAUGAAAAAAUGGCAGGGGGGAUAGCGCCGUCGUAGCUUUGAACUCCAUUUGGACGACUUUAUGACAAACGGAAAAUAUGAAUUAAAAUAACAUCCUCUACGAAUUGCCAGAUCAGUCGUACCUAAAAUAUGGCCUAGGCUCGUGUCUUAUCCACAAUUGUGGAAUCCACGAUUUUGCAAAAAUUUGUACCCGCAAAUCGCAGACAGGUAGUGUCAGCAAUAAACUCCCGCCUAAAUUUCAAGCCACAAGGCACUCUCAAUUGCUUUUACAGUAUAAGUGACCCUAAACUCGCACAAAUAGACAGACCGAUAGACAAAUUUUAGCUGUCGAUCGUCUAUAUUUACGACCAGAAAUAGAAAAGAAAAGCUUAGUUUUGUCAUUAUUUUGCUCAAAUUUCGGAACAUCGUUUUUCUAUUUGACCUGAUGUAUUACUUGUCAUAGAUAUGGGAGGGUAAAUGCCUCCUUCCCAUUUAGCGAUACAUCAAUGCAAGAUUAACUUUUUAUUUAUGAAUAUUUUGCUUUGGAUGAAAAUAUAGCAGUUUUCUUGCUUUGCUAGGAGUACUCGGUAGGACAUCUGUUAACAACGUUUAUGGGCCAAUUGAGACGUCAUCCUUUUAUAGUUUUCGAAUCUUUUUAUUUCAUUCUUUCUUCUUGUUUUCUCUCUGUGUGACUGCUUCUCGCAUUAACAUGCUGUUUUGUUUGCAAAUUUCCUUUAGAAAUGAGGGAUACCAGCGGGCACCGUAACACUUGGUGAGGAUGAAAGAAUGCUGGAAUGUUUGUUGUGAGACAGGUAGAAUUAUUUCUGAAAAAGAAGAAAGAGCCUGGUUUGCACCAUUUAUCAUCGAGUGUAUUGUGAUCUUUUUGCUGAACGCCUUUACACUCGCCAUCUACACAAGAAACCGUCACUUACGCAAGCCCAGUACGUACCUUAUUAUAAAUCUGACUGUGGCUGAUUUACUGGUGGGAAGAGUGGGAACAGUGCUUGUACGUUUAUCAUGUUUCGUACCAGAUAAACUGGAGAGGGACCUGGAACUUAAACAGGCUUUUAGCUGGCAAUCAUUCGUGUAUUUGACAUUAUCUGAUCUGUUUCCAGUUGCUUCAUUAGCUAAUAUUUCAUUGAUUUCGUUAGAGAGGUUACACGCAACACUUUUCCCCUUUAGGCAUUGUCUUAUUGGAAAGCGGGUUUACCUCACCACUAUUUGUUAUAGUUGGUUGUUCUCCUUGACUUUGUCAUGUGUGUUUUCUCUUCUUGAUUUGCGCGCAUCACCUGCAUUUCCCUAUGUAUUUUCAUCUUACAUUUUUCUCUCCCUUCUCAUUCUCACAGUUUCAUAUGUCAUAAUUAUCUCAACUGUCAAAAACAAUCCCCCUUCCCCCUAAUGCUGGACAGGCGCUUUCAAAAGAAAGGAAACUAACGGUGACCUUAUUUACAGUUAACGUGGUCUCUGUUCUAACCAUUCUUCCUUUUGUUAUUUGGACUGUUAUCGCCCAUCACAUACAGAGUAAACUAUGUCAUGCAGUCUUUCUCCGCAUCGAAUUCUCGUUUGUCUUACUCUAUUUAUUCAAUUCUAUAAUCAAUCCCCUAAUAUAUGCAAUAAGAAUGCAAGAGUUUAGGAAAGCAGCCACAAAA
Messenger RNA from Porites lobata, 10071 nucleotides. The record is from the annotation of a GenBank genome assembly. NCBI's taxonomy places the organism in Eukaryota, Metazoa, Cnidaria, Anthozoa, Scleractinia, Poritidae.